Molecule: messenger RNA, 264 nt
Organism: Haemonchus placei
Lineage: Eukaryota; Metazoa; Nematoda; Chromadorea; Rhabditida; Trichostrongylidae
Source: the annotation of a GenBank genome assembly
AUGUAUAUUUUAUUAAUGAAGAACAACGUGAAGGCUCUAACGCGCUAUUUCGUCGUUCAGUUGGAGACGUUGGCGAAAGACUUCACACCAUACAAUCCGACACCUGAUGAUAGUGACGAGAGCAUUGGCAAGACGAGAUCUACUGGGACUCGUUGUGCACAGCCAAAGCGUGAAGAACGAGCUCCACCGCGAUCCUACGAGAUUGACAAGGGGACUCCAAGCAAGGGGACCAACCUUCCUCCAGUUCCUCGCACAACUACCUAA